UAGAGGAAAACCUGCAAGCGAACCACACGCGUACAAUUUAUCCCACGCUUAGGCUUAGCCAUUUGGAUUUGGGAAUUGGAAUUGGAAUUGGAAUUUGGGGCAGACGGAAGAAGAAAGAAAGGAAAGUAAAAAUGGCGGACCCGAAGACCCGACCGCAACUCGGCGGAGUAAUGGCCGCCACCGACGCAUGGCUCAGAAAGCACCGGCUCAUCUACAUCGAAGCCACUCGCCAUCCUUUCGUCCUAACCAUUCGCGACGGCACCAUCGAUUUCUCCGCCUUCUCUUCUUGGGUGGAACAGGAAUGCGAAUUUCUGCGAUCCUUCGCGGCGUUCGUCGGGAGUGUGUUGGUGAAGGCAUGGAAAGAAUCGGACGACAGAGCGGACGAGGAGGUGAUACUUGGAAGUUUGGCUUCUCUGAACGACGAAAUCGGGUGGUUCAAGAAGGAAGCCCUAAAACGGGGGAUGAAUUUGAGUGAGAUUGUUCCUCAAAAGGCAACCGCCGGCUACUCCAGGUUUCUGGAGAGUCUGAUGCGGCCGGAAGUGGAAUAUACGGUGGCGAUUACGGCUCUUUGGGCGAUGGAAGCCGUGUACCACGAGAGCUUUGCGUACUGCCUGGGAGAUGGAUCAAAAACGCCGCCGGAAUUGAGAGAAGCGUGCGAGAGGUGGGGGAAUGAAGGAUUUGGAAAGUACUGCAAUACCUUGAAGAACAUUGCGGAUCGGCGGAUGGAGAUGGCCGCCGGAGAAGUGGCGAAGAAAGCAGAAGUGGCGUUGUUGCGAGUUCUUGAAUAUGAGGUUGGGUUCUGGAAUAUGAACCGCAGGGAUCCAGUUCCGCUCCCACAAUGCACCGUUCCGGUGGCCGGAGCCACCUCUGCGGGCUGAACAAAAGAAAAUUUUAGGGUUUUUAAAAUUUUGUAUGAGACGUUUAUAUCAAAAGUGGCUGUAGUUUAGUGGUGAGAAUUCCACGUUGUGGCCGUGGAGACCUGGGCUCGAAUCCCAGCAGCCACAUUUUUGUGCUUCAGAUCUUAUUUAUUCAUAUAACGAUUGCAGCAGUUUGCACUAAGCAAAGAAAGCAAAACAAAAAUUCACUGCAAAA
Momordica charantia (bitter melon) is the source of this 1092-nucleotide messenger RNA. Its product is annotated as heme oxygenase-like, multi-helical. The record is from RefSeq and is a predicted model, not a curated record. Gene Ontology annotation, cellular component: cytosol. NCBI's taxonomy places the organism in Eukaryota, Viridiplantae, Streptophyta, Magnoliopsida, Cucurbitales, Cucurbitaceae.